This is a messenger RNA of Cotesia congregata, 567 nucleotides long. Lineage: Eukaryota; Metazoa; Arthropoda; Insecta; Hymenoptera; Braconidae. The record is from the annotation of a GenBank genome assembly.
AUGACCAUGUUCGGAAUUAUUCGAUCUAUUCCAGAUUUUUUGGUAGCUUCAGCAGCAGAUGAGCAUCUUUCACGAGUGAAGAGAGACAUAACAUCAGAAUUGAGAUUGGUCAUUAGAACUAUAAAUUAUAAUAUGCAGAAGGUAAGAAUUAUUUACCAGAAAAUAUUGAGUCCAGUAAAGCGACUUCUUCUUCAAAAGAGCAGUGAGGCGAGAUUUGCAACUCCGGUUGUUUGUAGUUUUUUCGAGAGUAACAUAAAUCCUGAAAAUAUCACGAAAAAAUAUUCAAUAAUAAUGAUUGUUUAUCAGCAGAAAAUUUUUACCUCUACUUCGUCAAAUCCAGUAUAUUCUUCAACCAGAUCAAGUAGUGCUUCCAUACACUGCAACGGAAAGCUUUUUUUGGGUAUAAAAAAAAAUUUUCUCGUUAGAAAAAAAUUUCUGAAGAAUCCCUGUAGCCUGGCUAGUCAAGACUUUUCACCGCAGCCGCAGAUCCAAAAACAAUUAUCAGAUACACAUUUGUCUCAACUCUCAAAUUCUAUAAACUCAUAUGAUGCAUUAAGUCGAUCAUAG